AUGAUGGAAGAUCCGAUUAAAACACCAUUGGUAUUACAACCAAAAAUAUGGAAUAAAGAAAUAAUGUAUCCACGUUAUUUAUUUGAUACUUCAUUGGCAAUCAACUUCCGACAAGAAUUCACAAAUUGGUGGAAAACAUAUUAUGCAUUUUCCGGAUCACCACUAGAACAAAUUAAAGUACGACUCAUUCCUAUUACUGGUCGUACGCUUGAAACUUUCUUCAUACAUAAAAAACCUCCACGAGCAAUGUUAAUCAAAAUGGAACCAAGAUCUUGA
Adineta steineri is the source of this 276-nucleotide messenger RNA. The record is from the annotation of a GenBank genome assembly. NCBI's taxonomy places the organism in Eukaryota, Metazoa, Rotifera, Eurotatoria, Adinetida, Adinetidae.